UCAAUAUAUCAAUAACUAGUCAUCGCUCGUGAGAGGCUUCAUGUAGCCAAAGAGCUACUAGUAGCUAACUAGCAAAAUGUAUCCGUUGUUAGAACUUUACAGCACCACGAUGAACACGCACUCGCAGUAUUCCCAGCUGCUACUCAUACUCCUCCUUGCAGUUCUGCAACCAGUAGUUGGGGCUGCCGCUGAUGAACAUGAUCGAAUAGAAGCUGACGCGCAACCGUUGAUGGCACGUCGGAGCUGCCGGGAGAAGUGCGGCGAUAUGAGCAUCCCCUUCCCCUUCGGCAUGGAGAAGACUGAUUGUUUCCUCCCAGGCUUCGAGGUCACCUGCAACUUCUCCUUCGAUCCACCUCGCGCCUUCCUUGCCUACGACGACAAGGGCGGUAGCACCAACCAAACAUACCAGGUGAUCUAUCAGUCUGGCUUCAAGAGCAACGGUGAGGGCAUCGAUCUGGGAAAGUCGUUAAGGCCAGUGGAGCUGUUUAACAUAUCACUGGAGAAGAGCGAGGUACGGGUAUACGGCGCCAUAAAUUCCAGGUGCUUCUCAAAUUUUACACAAGACUUACUCAAGGGGAAGUAUAUGGUGUUGGACACGGAGGGGCCGUUCCUCCUGUCGUCCACGCGCAAUGCCCUCAUCGGUGUCGGAUGGAACGUCCAACCAUUGAUGUCGGACAACUUUGAGAGCACCACGGGCUACAGCUUCACCCUCUCCUGCACUUCAUACCUCGCCAUCAGCCUGGAAAUGGCCACAAAUGGGUCUUGCACGGGGCUGGGCUGCUGUCAGGUCGCCUUGCCAAAACAGCGGCUACCCGUCACAAUCACCGGAAUCAGUUUUAAGGAUGAAAAGAGCAACCCUCGUUGGGCUACCAAUCCCUGCUCCUACGGCAUGGCGGUGGAGAAGUCAUGGUACAACUUCUCUACGGAGGACAUUUACGGAUACGAGGUGCUGUCCAACAAACUGAGCAGGGGUUUCCCCUUGGUGCUCGAUUUCGCCAUCAGAAACGGCUCCUGUCAGGACGGUGGCUGCCUCAGUGGCAAUAGCUCUUGUGCCAACGCAAAGAAUGGUCCGGGCUACUCCUGCAAGUGCUGGGAUUUUUACCAUGGCAACCCCUACAUCACUGGUGGAUGCCAAGACAUCGAUGAGUGUCAGCUCCGGGAUCAGAAUCCUGAGCUUCUUGAUUUCUAUCCAUGCUCUACUGACGGGAUCUGCAACAACAGACUCGGAGGAUAUGACUGUCCAUGCAAAAGAGGGAUGAAAGGUGACGGUAAAAAAGGGAACUGCACAGAAAUUUUUCCCCUAGCAGCAAAGAUCGUUGUGGGCCUUGCUAGCUUGAUUGUUGCUUUUGUCCUCAUGGUUAUGACCAAGCAACAUCUAAAGCUCAGGAAGUUCUAUGGACAAAAUGGUGGUCCAGUACUGAACGGCGUGAAGAAUAUACGGAUCUAUACAAGGAAACAACUGAAACAAAUCACAAAUAAUUAUGAGCGUGUCAUUGGAGAGGGGCACUUUGGUAAGGUUUAUAUGGGGACGUUGAAAGAUAAGCAACAAGUAGCAGUAAAGAAGUCCAUCAAAGUUGAUAAAGAGAUGAAGAGGGAAUUCACUGAUGAGGUUAUAAUCCAGUCUGCAAUGAGGCACAAGAAUAUUGCUAUGCUCAUAGGCUGCUGCUUAGAGAUGGAUGUUCCCAUGUUGGUGUAUGAGUUUGUGGCAAGAGGAAGUUUGUAUGACGUUCUCUUCAAAGGAAGAGAUAGCAUUCCGGCAAAUAGGCGCCUUGACAUUGCUAUUGGGUCAGCUGAAGGCCUAACGUAUAUGCAUUCAGCAGUGGAGAGCACCAUCCGUCACGGCGACGUCAAAUCUGCCAAUAUUCUUCUUGAUGAAUACUUCACCCCCAAAGUUUCGGACUUCGGGACAUCGAAGCUGCUUGCAAAAGGAAAAUCCGAGACGGCUGAGCGCGUGGUUGGGGACAAGAGUUACAUAGAUCCGGUGUACAUGGAGAUGGGGAUCCUUACACAGAAGAGCGAUGUCUACGGUUUCGGAAUUGUUUUGAUAGAGCUUGUCACAAGGAGGGCUGCAACAUAUGACAACAACAGAAGCUAUGUCGCAAACUUUGUUCAAGCUUGUCUAGAUAAAAGAGCGAGGAACUUUAUUGAUAACGAUAUUACAAGCGAGGUGGAUUUGAAGCUCUUGGAAAUGGUCAGCGGAGUCGCCGUGGAGUGUCUAAAACCGAAUCCAGAAGAGCGUCCGGAUAUGAAACAAGUCGAACACCGCCUCCUCGAAAUAGUAGGAGAAGCUUUACAGAGUGGACAAGGGAGAAACUACCAGCCGGAUCUUAGUCCUGCACCGGAUGAUGUUGCUUUGCUUAAGGCUUGAGGAGAACGAAGCACCUACGUGCAGAUUAAAGUGGCUUAAUAUUCUGGAUAGUUUAUUUGCUUAUGUAAUGUGGAUUCAUUGGUCUGAUUUCUCUAGUUUUGAUUUGUCAAGGCGCCCACUGAUCGAGUGACAGUGCCAACUUUUUUUCCCGAAAAGAAGAUCAUUUUCUUGGCC
This is a messenger RNA of Brachypodium distachyon (stiff brome), 2542 nucleotides long. RefSeq names its product wall-associated receptor kinase 3. NCBI's taxonomy places the organism in Eukaryota, Viridiplantae, Streptophyta, Magnoliopsida, Poales, Poaceae. The coding region runs from base 77 to 2368 and encodes 763 amino acids. The transcript is spliced from 3 exons. The record is from RefSeq and is a predicted model, not a curated record. Gene Ontology annotation, biological process: cell surface receptor signaling pathway; protein phosphorylation. Gene Ontology annotation, molecular function: polysaccharide binding; ATP binding; calcium ion binding. Gene Ontology annotation, cellular component: plasma membrane.